UGCAGGCGAGGGGGCGGGCAGCGUUUGGUAGAGGCAUCAGAAACGGUUUUUUUCCCAAAAUAAAACCUGUCUUACUUGGGGGUGCAGAAAGGUGAUGUAUUUCAAUUAAAAAAAGGAUGUAGCCGUCCCACCGCAGUUUGCAGGACUCACACGUUAGGGGAAGGACAAGGGGAUUGAAAGAAGCCGCGGCCUUCAGUGAUUCGGAGCCGGGUCAGGCCUCACGGCCUGCAGGACGAGCAGGACAGCCAUGGCGUCUGCCGAGACCAUGGACCUGGCAGUGGAAGAGCUGGGCCUUUCGAUGGAUGAGAUCCGGGAGUGGAUUGACCAAGAGCUGGAUAAGGUGGACCUGCUGAAGCAGCGGCGUGCUGCCCUGCAGGAGCUGGAGAACUGGGUGGAGAAAAAGGAGGCCGAGAUGGCUCACGUCGACGGGCUCUUCGAAGACGCGUCCAGGUCGGUGGACAUGUGCGAGUUGAUGGUGAAGGACCUGUACAACAACCUGGGCCUGCAGUAUGAGGAGGCCUCCACGGAGGAAGGGACUGGGAAGGACAGCGCCAAGGUGUCCGAAGUGAUCGAGAUCCUGGACGACGACGAUGACGACGACGACGUGAUGGCCGUGGAACCCGUGGAGACGGGACGGGCCGCUGCCCCAGCGUCCACCACGUCGACCGUGACCGCACUGAGCAAGAUCACCCGCGAGCCGUCCCUGCUGCGCGAUGCCAUGGCGGCGAUGCGGAAGUCUGCCCGGGACGUUCAGAAGUUUGUGGAGGCUGUCUCCAGGAAGCCGCCCCCAGCCUCGGUGUGCCUACUCCGAGCCGUGACCACGGCAGCAGAGACCGAGAAGGGCGGGCAGCCCGGGCUGGCCUUCUCUGUGCCGUCUUCGCCCGCCAGCACCCUGUCGUCCACCUGCAGCACCCACCCGCGCCCGGCUCGCCUGGCUGCCCCACAGCCCCCCGCUGCCAACCCGCCUCAGGCGGCCACCUCAGUCGUGGAAGAUGGCGAGGUGGUGAAGGACGGCGACCUCUUCAAGGGCAUGCGGAUUCUGGGCAAGAAGCGCACCAAAACCUGGCAUAAAGGGGUGCUCAUUGCCAUCGUAACCACGGGCAACGCGAACAAGUACAAGGUCAAGUUCGACAACAAGGGCAAGAGCCUGCUGUCGGGGAACCACGUCGCCUACGACUACCACCCGGCUGCGGACCGCCUGAUGGUGGGGAGCAGGGUGGUCGCCAAGUACAAGGACGGCAACUCGGUGUGGCUGUACGCCGGCAUCGUGGCCGAGACUCCCAACAACAAGAACAAGACGCGGUUCCUCAUUUUCUUCGAUGACGGCUACGCCUCCUACGUCAACCUGUCGGAGCUGUAUCCCAUCUGCAGGCCGCUGGCCAAAACCUGGGAGGAUAUCGAGGACGUCUCCUGCCGGGAUUUUAUCGAGGAGUACAUCACGGCCUACCCCAACAGGCCCAUGGUGCUCCUAAAGAACGGCCAGCAGAUCAAAACCGAGUGGGAGGGCACCUGGUGGAAGUCUCGGGUCGAGGAGGUGGACGGUAGCCUGGUGAAAAUUCUCUUUCUGAAGGACGACAAACGCUGCGAGUGGAUUUACCGUGGCUCUACCCGCCUGGAGCCCAUGUUCAACCUGAAGAUGACCACCGCCUUCCGCCAGGGUGGUCAGAGCGGGCAACAGCGGACCCGGCCCAACGUCGGUGCGGUUCGGACCAAGGGGCCGGUGGUGCAGUACACACAGGACCUGACUGUGAACACCACCCAGAGCCCUCCGCUCUCACGUCCCUCCAAUCCGCAGCAGUCUCUCCCCCUGCCUCAGCAGCCCCAGUCUCCCGUCGACAAGACCGAUGCAGGGAGCUUGGCGCUCUCCCGGAAGCAGGUGGCGAAGAAGAGCACCGCGUUUCGGCCCUCGCCCCUGCCCACCCGAGCGACCGAGUCCGCCCCCUCUGCCUCAGACGUCCCGGCAGCGGGUGAGGCCCCACCCGCAGGCAAGCCAGCCCCGGGGCCCCAGCAGUACAGGGUCGGGGCACUGCCCAGCGGUGCCCCGGAGCCUGCCGCUGGGGCGCCCCCUGCCCCGCUGCCUUACGAGCUCUUGGACGAGCCCAUGCCAGUGGAGGUGCCGUACAAAGCGCCCACCGAGAAGCUCUUCUACGUGGCGCACGUCUGCCAGCCGGCCUGCCUGGCCCGCCCGCUGCCCGUGAGCCGCGGGCAGUACCGGGGCCGCAACCCCAUGCUGGUGCCCCUGCUGUACGACUUCCGGCGGAUGACGGCGCGCCGCAAGAUCAACCGCAAGAUGUCCUUCCACGUGGUGUACAAGGGGCCGUGCGGGCUCUCGCUGCGCAACAUGGAGGAGGUGGAGCAGUACCUGUCUGCCACCCGGGCCGACUUCCUCUACCUGGAGAUGUUCUGCUUCGACCCCUACGUGCUGGUCGACCGCAAGUUCCAGCCCCAGAAGCCCUUCUACUACAUCCGGGACAUCACUCGCGGCGCGGAGGACGUGCCCCUCUCCUGCGUCAACGAGAUCGACACCACCCCCCCGCCCCAGGUGGCCUACAGCAAGGAGCGCAUCCCCGGCGAGGGGGUCUUCAUCAACACCCACGCCGACUUCCUGGUGGGCUGCGUCUGCACCGACGGCUGCAAGGACAGGUCCAAGUGCGCUUGUCUUCAGCUGACCACCCAAGCGACGGCCUGUAACCCAGGCGGUCAGAUCAACCACAACGCCGGCUAUCAGAGCAAGCGACUGGACGAGUGUCUGCCCACGGGGAUCUAUGAGUGUAACAAGCAGUGUAAGUGCAACGAGGGCAUGUGCACCAACCGGCUGGUGCAGCACGGCCUACAGGUCAGGCUUCAACUCUUCAAAACCCAGAACAAGGGCUGGGGCAUCCGCUGCCUGGACGAUAUCGCCAAGGGCUCGUUCGUCUGUAUUUACGCAGGUAAAAUCCUGACCGACGACUUUGCAGACAAGGAGGGCUUGGAGAUGGGCGAUGAGUACUUCGCCAACCUAGACCACAUCGAGAGCGUGGAGAAGUACAAGGAGGGCUACGAGAGCGAUGCCAAGUGCUCGUCGGACAGCAGUGGCGUCGACCUGAAGGACGAGCAUGACAAUAGCGGCACUGAGGCGGAAGAUUCCAGUUCGGACAGCUCCGACCAGAACUUUGGCGGCAACGAUGACGCCUACGUGCCCAGCUCGGUGUGGCGCAGCUACGUCACCCGCACCAAGAGCCGCGAGCAGAAGGAGAACGGCUCGGAGGCCGGGCUGCCCCGCCAGGAGGACCCCCCUCUCGCCCCCGGGGCUGUGCCCCCCAACCCAGGCCCGGCCGCCCCCUGCAAGCUGCCCGUCACCGAGGAGACGGCCAAGCACAAAGUGGCCUCUUGGCUCAGCGCCCUGCGGGUGGCGGACUCCCCCAUGGACUCCUCCAGCCACUCCCCCUUCAGGCCAGCAGACGCAUCGGCGGGCGAUGCCAAGCCCCUCAAGGCCGAGGGGCCCAAAGAGGAGGGCGGGCCGCCCAAGGAGGAGGAGGAGGAGGAGGGAGGAGGGCCGGAGGAGGAGGAGGAGGACGAGAAGACCAAACCCAUCGAGGUGGACGCCAAGCCGCUGGGCAAGCAGGAGGCGGAGAAGAAAGAUCCCAAGAUGGAGUCGGCCGAGGUGGUCGCCAUCAAGAAUCCCGAAGCGCCGCCACAUCUGAAAAUAUCCUCGCCGUUCGACAACACGUGCCGCAACUUUGGCUACAACCCGCGGCCGGCCAGGAGCGAGGGGAUCCGCCGUCCCAUCAGCAAGACCACCCUGCAUCAGGCGCGCCGCAACUCUGCCCCCGCCCCUGUGGCCAAAGAUGAGGUGAUGACCUUGUCGAGCAGCUCUGACACUGAGAUGGAGACAGGCACACAGACCAGUGGGAGCCGGAAGCCGGUGCAGGGACAGACCCCAGUUACUGUCGCUGCCAACGACAGCGAUGACGUCCAGACCAUCUCCUCGGGCUCUGACGAGGCGGACAAGAAAGAUGAGAGCGACCCGAAGGACACAGACAGCGUCAACAAGAGGCAGGUGGCUGUCAAGUCGACCCGGGGCUUUGCUCUGAAGUCUACCCACGGCAUCGCUGUAAAGACCAGUAACAUGGACAAGGGCGAGGGUGGCAGCGGCUACAGGAGCACCCGCCAGUUCUACGAUGGCGAGGAGUCCUGCUACAUCAUCGACGCCAAGCUGGAGGGCAACUUGGGCCGUUACCUGAACCACAGCUGCAGCCCCAACCUGUUUGUGCAGAAUGUGUUUGUGGACACACAUGACCUGCGCUUCCCCUGGGUGGCCUUCUUCGCCAGCAAGCGGAUCCGUGCUGGCACUGAGCUGACCUGGGACUAUAAUUAUGAAGUUGGCAGCGUGGAGGGCAAGCAGCUGCUCUGUUGUUGUGGUUCUACAGAGUGCAGGGGCCGACUGCUGUAGGGACCCCCACCCCAGACCUGCAAUCCCCUCCGUCGCUCCCCCUGCCUCCCGGCUUUCCCUUGGCACGGCAGCCAUCUCCAGUCGAUGGUGUACGGGGGGGAGGGGUGACCCCCUAACCACCCCGUUGCCCUCUGCUGUCCUUGGCAGUGGGGGGGAAUUUCCCCUGAGGGACCCUCUCUGCCCUGUGCCCAUCAUUCACUUCCCAGUCAGCGCAGUCCGUCACGGAGGGUCUCACCUGCUCCACCACCUCCCCUGCCCGACUCACUCGGAGUCCCCUUGCCCUCUGUGCCCAUCAUGCUCUUGGCUAACCUACGGUGACGACAGAGCAUCGUCUUUCUGUCCCGUACUCUGGUGCCUGGCACCCACACGUGUCCCACCUUUUGGUAACCCCUCCCACCCCCACUGUAGAGGGUGACGAUGGACGGGCACAGUUCAGACCACCCCCAUCCCCCCAUCAGUGUCUCUGGGCAGUGCAACACCGUCGCACGCGGUUUGUGUUUACCCCUCCCGAUCUUACUAAAUAAAACGUUGUGGUCUUUGUUUUUAUACUGAAACUAAA
Molecule: messenger RNA, 4991 nt
Organism: Hemiscyllium ocellatum (epaulette shark)
Lineage: Eukaryota; Metazoa; Chordata; Chondrichthyes; Orectolobiformes; Hemiscylliidae
Gene: setdb1b
Product: SET domain bifurcated histone lysine methyltransferase 1b
Exons: 22
Coding region: 248-4432 (1394 amino acids)
Biological process (GO): negative regulation of gene expression; heterochromatin organization
Cellular component (GO): nucleus
Molecular function (GO): zinc ion binding; histone H3K9 methyltransferase activity; protein binding
Source: RefSeq, a predicted model, not a curated record